AUUCUGCUUUUUUUGGAUAAGAAAAAAAGUUUUUCCUCUGGUCCCUAAUAUGUGAGGAAAAUUUAUCUGCAUUUAAAAUGUACCUGAAAGACCAAAUAUGUAAAGCACAUAAAUAUUAUGUAUACACAGUCAUAUGAAACAUAAUAUAUAUUUAUAGAUUUGCAUGUUUUCCACAAGUGACUUGUUGGUUAGUGUAGUAAAAUCCUGUUAAAAAUCUUUCAUGGCUUCUCUGAGCUGGUUUAACCAGUUUGAGUCAAACUGUGAACACAACAAGGGCAACACUGCUAUAGGCACUAAAUAUGCUCAUGUAUGAGUUUUUAUCUGACCAUGAAUUAGUCUGAAAAAGUUUGAAAAUUAGGCUGAAAAAGUUUGUUUACGUGCAGCCCUGAGCUGUUAACAUGGAUGUCAACACUGAAACAUUCUCAUUCAUAUCCUGAAUGAUGACAUUCCAACUGUGCAGCAAAUUACCAGCCAACAACUGGCCAAUAGGGCUUUAUUUCCUGUUUCCCAGCACUGCUAUACAGUGUGUCUUCACACUGCUGCAUGAUUUAAGUUACUCCCACAGACGGAGUUCUCACAGGAAAACCAAGAGCAUGCUACUUCAUGUCAAGAACAAUAGAAAGGCAGUUAGUGAGGCUUUCAAAGGACAAGUUUAAGUUGGAGCUAUAUGUUGCACACAGACGAAUCGUUAAGGACUUAAAUCUGAGGACUUGUGCUGUUUCAAACUGUGGAUUUGCUGUACUGUACAUGACAAACUAAUGAUCAUGUCACUACCAGAGGAGGAUCUUACUUGCCCUGUAUGCUAUGACAUCUUUACAGAUCCUGUUUUGCUGUCAUGUAGUCACAGCUUCUGCAGGAGCUGUCUGAAGCGCUGUUGGGACACCGGAUUACGGGAGUGCCCAGUAUGCAGGAAAAGAGCCCCAAAGUCCAGUGCUCCCUCCAAUUUGGCUCUGAAAAAUGUCUGUGAAGCUGUUUUGCAGGUCAGAAGACAGAGUUCACUGCUGGAGGAAGAAAAAAAGAUGAACUGUAAUCUCCAUGGGGAGAAGUUAAAACUCUUCUGUUUGGUUGACAAGCAGCCUAUUUGUGUGGUGUGUCAAUCGUCUAAAUUGCACAAGGGUCACGACUGCUCACCUAUAGAAGAAGCAGUGCUGGACUGCAAGGAUGAACUUUCUUUAACCCUGAAGAGCCUUCAGGAUAAAUUGGACAGCCAUAAAAGAAUUCACAUAAUCUCUGCAGGCAUGAUCAAGUACAUCAAGAGUCAGGCAGUGGAAACACAGAGAUUGAUAAAGAGCCAAUUCAAGCAGCUCCAUCAAGUCCUCGAUCAAGAAGAAUCAGCCAGUAUAGCAGCUGUGAAAAAAGAAGAAGAAGAGAAGAUUGCAGGAAUGAAGGAUAAGAUUAAAGAACUUUCAGCAGAAGUGUUGUCAAUCGCAGACACCAUCUCAGUCAUAGAGGGGCAGUUGCAAGAAGAUGAAAUGGUCUUUUUGAAGGUCUGUAUAGCCCAGAAUACAUCAACGUUUUCAUUAUCGUUCCUGAAACUUCCCACAUUCACAAUGAAUUUUUUCAUUUUCCAGAAUUUCAAAGACACUCAAGACAGAGGAAGAAGCAUAGCGCCCGAUUCAGACAACAUGUCCGGGUUACUGAUUGAUAUGACUAAGCAUCUUUGCAACCUCAAGUAUAGAGUCUGGGAGAAAAUGCUGGACCAUAUUGACUAUACUCCUGUGACUUUGGACCCAAACACAGCACACCCCUGCCUCAUCCUGUCUGAUGACCUCACUUCCCUUCACUAUUCAAAGCAGCCAAGCUGUUGCCCUGACAACCCAGAGCGUUUCCACAUGAGUGCUGAAGUGGUAGGUAUGACCUCGCUAGGAUCAGGAAGUCACCACUGGGUCGUGGAAACAGGAAGUAAUCAGGAUUGGCUCCUGGGUGUGGCUUCUUUGUCUGUACCGAGGAACGCUGAGAUCUCUGCUCGGCCCGAGAAUGGCUUCUGGACUUUGUGUUUCCGGGACGGAGAGUUCAAGGCAAUGACCUCGCCGCCCACAGCACUGACUGUUACAAGAACUCCCAAACAAGUCAAAGUGCAACUAGAUUACAACAAAGGGACAGUGUCUUUUUUUGACCCUAUUGAUGACACACUCAUUUAUGCAUUCACAGACACUUUCACAGAAAGUUUAGUUCCAUAUUUUUAUACACAGAACAGUCAUCCAUUGAGGAUAAUGCCAGAGAAGAUACUAGUCACAAUGCUGCGCCAAUAAGUGGAUGAAUGGUUUAUUAAUUAUGUAAAAAACAAAACAAAAAACAAAACACUCCCAGUUCCAUUUUGAUGGAUAAAAACUGGGAUUACAGGAUUGACAGGACGGUAACAUUAAUUUCUCUCACAGAGGGCUGCAAAAUAUUCUUCAUCCAAGUCAUUUUGCACCUUCAAAAACAUUACUUAUGUUACUUCCUCUUCCUUAAAGGAUACAUUUGGGAGAAUAAAAAGAUUGUCAAAAUAUGAAACUACCAGGAGCCAUUUUUUUUAGAUUCCCUUGAAUUAGCAAAAAGGUUGAAAACAGGAGGAAAUGGUAAACCUGGCUCUGUCUAAAGGUAAUAAAAUGUAUCUUCCAUCACAAGCUCAUUAAUUGACUUGUUUGUGACCUGUUUGUAUAAUCUAUACAAAAUAAAGGUAACACCUUCACACAGAGCCAAGUUUCAGUUCCUGUCAUUGUGCUAAAAUAAGCUAACUGGCUUAAUUUACCAGACUGGAAUGAAAGUUUGAUUAGAUUUGAUUAGUUAUUCAUUCUAUAUAAAUUUGACCUGACCUGAUCUAACUGUUGGCAACAAAACAAAUAAGUGCAUUUCCAAAAAUGAACUGGAAGAGGGUAAUUAUUUUAAAUAAAUAUAAAGAAGUUUUAAGUUAGUUAACUGGGUUUUGGUGUUUACAAGCAAAUCAAUUAUUUUUUUCUUUUACAUCGCCUGCUGUUUACAUCCAAAUAAGAGAUACUGUGCAGCUGUUUAUUAUUCUUCUAUUCAUGAUAACCAUAUUAUGUUAAACGCGAAUAUGGGAGAUGUUUUGUAACCCAUCCACACCAUGCACUUCAACAAAUACACCUCACACACAUGCAUACAUGAUGGUGUAAGGUUAAAAUGUAAAUAGAAGUAACAAUUCAUUGGUCUAAGGUACUCUACGCUCUACUCUUGCACUGUGUUCUGCAGCUUAUUGGUCUCUUUUGCACACACGAUGGCGCCAGAGUCAAACAAAUUCAGUGUGGAGACUCCUUUGAAUACAAACAUGCUGUUUGUAGUAGUUCAUCUUCCAGAACAUAAUCAGUUUAUUAAAACAUGAAUUCAUUCCA
Molecule: messenger RNA, 3332 nt
Organism: Larimichthys crocea (large yellow croaker)
Lineage: Eukaryota; Metazoa; Chordata; Actinopteri; Sciaenidae
Product: zinc-binding protein A33
Exons: 5
Coding region: 759-2252 (497 amino acids)
Molecular function (GO): protein binding; zinc ion binding
Source: RefSeq, a predicted model, not a curated record